CUAAGUUACUCACGCUUGUUUACGUCUUAUAAAGUUUUGUCUUAAGCCUUAAGUCACGUAUUUUAAGUAUGUUGUUAAUGUUCGUGUGUAAAUAUGGGUGUCAGAGGCUUAACAACUUAUAUAAAUUAUAACCAAAAGGCGUUUCUCCGUGACCACCUCCUCCACGAUACGAAUCUUGUGAUAGACGGACACAGUUUGUGUGCUCAGUUAUACCGGCUAUUGAACAGCUUCUCAGCGUUUGGCGGAGACUAUGACAAGUUCGCAGCGUACGUUAAAACCUUCUUUAAGAACCUUCGAAAAUGUAACAUCACGCCUUACGUCAUUUUCGAUGGCGCGUAUGAGAGGCGCAAGUUGAAAACUGCUUACAGUCGCCUCAAAGCCAGGAUUAGAGGAGCAUCUGAACUGGAUCCUGUAACACAGAGCAGCCUUCAAAUUUUCCCAAUUCUGCUACGAGAUACUUUCAGGGAUGUUCUCGUUGAAAUGGGCAUAGCAUACACUGUCUGUGAAUUUGAAGCUGAUGAUGAAAUAGCUGCUAUGGCUAGGCAUUUGGACUGCCCAGUGUUGAGUUAUGACUCAGAUUUCUUCAUCUACAAUGUUCUGUACAUACCUUUUAAUACUAUCGAGUUGAAACCAACACCAAUUGGGACAAAAGAAAAUGGGGAAAAAAUAAAUGCUUUGGAGUGUAAAAUGUAUAAAGUUGAAUACAUGCUGAAGCAUUUUGGUGGGCUAGAAGAUGAACUCCUUCCUCUAUUGGCAACUCUGCUGGGUAAUGACUAUGUUCAGAAAAGAGUUUUUAACAAAUUCUUCUCUCAACUCAAACUGCCAAAGAGCAAAAAGAAAAAGAAUGACCAACAAAGAUGCAUUCACGGCUUAUUCAAAUGGCUGCAAAAUGAGACUUUGGAAUCAGCUAUUGCUAAAAUUAUUGGUAGAAUGAAGAAGAAUCAGAAAGAUAGAGUUUUUUACAUUAUCAAAAGAAGUAUUGAAGGAUAUAAUAGCAAAACUUGCAAUUCGUUAAAAUAUUUCAACAUUGGGCAUAGUGACGAUACUGAGUCAACUGUUGAGCUGAAUAUGCCGGAAUCUGAUGAGAAUGAGUCAGAACAAGAAGAAGAACAAGAGAAGGAGUUAUCAGAUGAUGACAGUAAUGAUGAUGAUGACAAAUCCUCAUCAGGAGAGAGUAUUCAAGAUGAACAACUUGUUCUCGGUGUUCCAGAAUGGUAUGCAGAGAGAUUAAGAACUAAUUUUAUUCCACAGCCAUAUCUAAACUUGUACGUCCACCAUCUCCACUUUUGCGCCCCUCAAGCAGAGGACUACACUGAUGAAGACUCCUUCAUAUGCACUUUACCGAUUAUGAGAUAUGCUUUUGAUUUGUUAACAGACUUUUCUGAAGAUUAUUGCAUAUAUGUUAGUAGAGAUGGCCUGAACUACAAGAGAAUAUUUGUAAACAAGGAAUAUUCAAUAUGCAGGCUCUUUGAUUCACCAUUUUAUGAACUAACAGAAGAGCAGUUGAAACAAUGUUUUGUACAUUUUAUUAAAGAAAAAAUGCCUAAACUAGACUUGACAGUGUUAGAAGAUUUGCCGUCUAAUUUUAGGAUAUACAUGAUAGCAAUAUUGUGGUGGGUGCUUCAAACUAAGCCUCCAUUGGCACAUGUCCUAAGUUUAUUAACAUGUUACGUAACAUUGGAGGUAAUUGAUGAGAAAACAGGGACAUUCCGUGGACACAAUCAUUUUAACAACAAGUACUCGAAGAAAAUAGAAGAACUUAAAAGGUUGCCUGUUACAAGUAACACUGAUGAGAUUUUUUUGAACAGGAACAAGGUCCAAUAUGAAGACUGUUUAUUGGCUGCCAGUGUUCUGCUCAAGCACUUUGAAAUAGACGCUAGCAUAAAUAAGAAGCCAAAGAGUUAUGAUGCGAAGAAAAUGCAUUCUUUUGCAAGGUUUCAAUGUUGCUUACUGCAGCUUAAUUCAUUGAAUAAUUUAUGCUACAAUCCGUAUGAAGCUACUAAAUAUUGGAAAAGUUUCAAUGGCACCUUUGUUUAUAAUAUAGCUUUGGCAUUGGAGCAUCAAAUGGAGCCGUAUCUAUAUCUACAGCAAUACAUAAAGGGUGCUGGUGUGUUAAGGUUUUUGAAAAAUUUGUAUGAAGUAUAUGAAAAGUGUGCGGUAGCUAUGGAUUUGGAAACUACAAAAUGGAUGGGGAAGAAACGAGAGCGGAGGAGGCGAAAGCAUGUAUCUCAGGAUGAUGAUGAUUUUAAUCAUUUUGGUACAAAAGGUUUUGAAUCUGAAGUUAUUAUAUAAAAAUAUAGUUAUUUUCUAUAA
Molecule: messenger RNA, 2313 nt
Organism: Leguminivora glycinivorella
Lineage: Eukaryota; Metazoa; Arthropoda; Insecta; Lepidoptera; Tortricidae
Gene: ast
Product: protein asteroid-like
Exons: 1
Coding region: 94-2292 (732 amino acids)
Molecular function (GO): nuclease activity
Source: RefSeq, a predicted model, not a curated record